Guillardia theta CCMP2712 is the source of this 638-nucleotide messenger RNA. RefSeq lists its product as hypothetical. The record is from RefSeq and is a predicted model, not a curated record. The transcript is spliced from 3 exons. The coding region runs from base 20 to 472 and encodes 150 amino acids. Gene Ontology annotation, molecular function: RNA binding. NCBI's taxonomy places the organism in Eukaryota, Cryptophyceae, Pyrenomonadales, Geminigeraceae.
CACGGCCUCCUCGUUCGGCAUGCGCUCCCUCCCCGUUCUGUUUCUCGCGGUCACCGCGGCCUCCGCCUUCGUCCCCCCCCUCAAGAACCCCUUCCCCGCCCUCUUCGGCAUCUCUCCUUGCAACCUCCCAUGCAUCGCUUCGUCUAGACCGGUUGCUCGCUUUGCAGGAUUGUCGAUGCAAGAAUUGGAUCCCAACAAGUGCUUCGUGAGCGGACUUCCCUGGGCAUUGACGUCGGAGGAUCUUCGUGACCUCUUCGCCGAGUUCGGGGCCAUCCAGGAUGCGAAUGUUGUUUAUGAUCGCGAGACUGGACGCAGCAGGGGAUUUGGCUUUGUGACCUUCGCUGAAUCAGCUGACUGCGAAGCCGCCAUCACCGCCAUGGAUAAGGCUAACAUUGGAGGAAGAACUGUCUUGGUCAAGCAAGCCAACGUGCGCGAAGCUCGUCCCGACAGGAACAGGAUGCGAUCAGAUUAAGUCGUUGGUGUGUCUCGUAUAGUUUUCCUUUGUCGAGAGUUUGAGUUGCAUGUAGCAUAGUGUUUUGCAUUUUUUCAAUGUUGAAUUGCUCGUUUCAUGAUGGCAAACUCAGCCAGAUUUAAAGCAUUCCCAAGUUGUGUGAGAAGUAAACUUGCUCUUUGAGUAA